Geosmithia morbida is the source of this 867-nucleotide messenger RNA. RefSeq lists its product as uncharacterized. Lineage: Eukaryota; Fungi; Ascomycota; Sordariomycetes; Hypocreales; Bionectriaceae. The transcript is spliced from 2 exons. The record is from RefSeq and is a predicted model, not a curated record. The coding region runs from base 1 to 867 and encodes 288 amino acids.
AUGGGCCGAUCGGCCUUGACCCGGUCAGGCACCAACACCGUCCUCCUAUUCCUCGCCUACGCGACCAGCCUGUCUGGAAACCUGCUCGAGGCGACUAGCCGGGCGGCCCUGCGCAACACAGCGGCCAAGCUGAUCGCCCUGGCGCUGCAGCUCCCCCCCUCGACCACGCUGUCCCUGUCCACCAGGGCGACGGGCGUGUCCCCCCUCGCCAUACUCGCCCUGCGGCUGUCGGCCCGGCUCAAGGCCGCCGCUGACCUGAUUAGCGAGGUGCGGACCUUCAACCGGAUGUGGAACCUCCUAGAGAUCUACUUUGCCACCAAGUCCUUCGUCCAGUCGCUCCGUGCCGCGCCGUCGUCACCGUCGUCGGACGAGAAGAAUAAUACCAGCAGCUCCAGCAGCAGCAGCAGCAGGGUCCAGAAGGUCUUCGAUACGGCCCUGGCCUUUGCCAUGCUCGCCUCCUUCGCCUCCUUCCAGAUAACAGAGAGUACGGCCCUGCUCGGUUCCCGCAAGGUGCUGCCCAUCAGUCCGGCCACGCAGGACCGCCUGGCCAUGUGGAGCGUGCGCUCGUGGUUCGCCAGUACAGGUCUCGACAUCGUGAGGCUGGUUGUCGAGCGCAGGAGAAAGCUGCGCGCUGCCGAGGAAGCCGCCGCCCAAGACGACGAGGCCACCGCCGCCAAGAGGAGGGACGAGCUCGAGACCUGGUCAGAGCAGUGGCAGGUCGAGUUCUGGCGCACGCUGGCCUGGUUCCCAAUCACCGUGCACUACAGCAUGGGCGGCGGUCUGCUGACCGAGCUGUCCAUCGCCGCUCUGUCAUUCUACCCUGGUAUUUCGCAGCUGAGCGAGGUGUGGCUGUCUACUACUGCGUAG